GAGCAUUUUUCUGGAACGUUGUCGAUUGGGGAGUCGCAGGGCGGAAUGACGAGAACGUACGGGGCAAAUUCAAGGGGAGAAAAGGAAAUUCAAUUCGAGAUUCUUGUUUUAUUACUGAUCUCCAACUAAAUUGUUGAUGAUUUUGUUUCCUUGAAUGUCUUAGAGAACUUCAUUGAUCACCCGGAUAGCAAGUGAAACGAGCCAGGGAAGAUGUAUCAAUGGAGGAAAUUCGAGUUCUUCGAAGAGAAACUCGCCGGAAGAUGCACAAUUCCGGAAGAGGUAAGGGAAAAGAAGAUCGAGUGUUGCUCCAGCGGCAGAGGGAAGGUGGUGAUCGGUUGCGAUGACGGUAGCGUUAAUCUACUUGAUCGUGGGCUUAAGUUCAGCUAUGGAUUUCAAGCUCAUUCCUCGACCGUAUCCUUUCUGCAACAGCUCAAGCAACGGAACUUUCUAGUCACUGUUGGAGAAGAUGUGCAAGUAGCUCCGCAACACACUGCUAUGUGCCUAAAGGUUUUUGACCUUGAUAAAAUUGAGCCGGAGGGCUCAAGUGCAACUAGUCCCGAGUGCAUUGGAAUUUUGAGGAUAUUUACUAAUCAAUUUCCUGAGGCGAAGAUUACGUCAUUUCUAGUCCUAGAGGAGGCACCCCCAAUACUACUUAUUGCUGUUGGCCUAGAUAAUGGUUGCAUAUACUGCAUCAAAGGAGACAUUGCACGUGAACGUAUCAAUCGUUUCAAGCUUCAGGUAGAUAUCUCAGACAAGAACCAAUCAUCUAUCACGGGACUAGGGUUCAGAGUUGAUGGUCAAGCGCUUCAGUUAUUUGCAGUAACUCCUGAUUCAGUGAGUUUAUUCAGCCUGCAGAGUCAACCACCAAAGGGGCAAACCCUGGAUCAUAUUGGAUGUGGUGUGAACGGUGUUACAAUGAGUGAUCGAUCGGAGUUGAUAAUUGGUCGUCCUGAGGCAGUUUAUUUUUAUGAAGUUGAUGGGCGUGGUCCCUGCUGGGCUUUUGAAGGAGAAAAAAAACUUGUAGGAUGGUUUCGUGGAUACCUUCUCUGUGUGAUUGCAGAUCAGAGAAAUGGCAAGAACACUUUCAACAUUUAUGACCUGAAGAAUCGAUUGAUUGCCCAUAGUCUAGUUGUUAAAGAUGUUUCUCACAUGCUUUGUGAAUGGGGUAGUAUUAUACUUAUAAUGGACGACCAAUCGGCUCUAUGUAUUGGGGAAAAGGACAUGGAAAGCAAAUUAGAUAUGCUAUUUAAAAAGAAUUUGUACACCAUUGCUAUAAAUCUUGUUCAAAGUCAACAAGCUGAUGCUGCUGCAACUGCAGAAGUGCUUAGAAAGUAUGGGGACCAUCUAUAUAGCAAGCAAGAUUAUGAUGAGGCUAUGGCCCAGUAUAUCCAUACUAUUGGACAUCUUGAGCCUUCUUAUGUUAUACAGAAAUUUCUUGAUGCUCAGCGAAUCUAUAACCUCACUAAUUACUUGGAAAAUUUGCAUGAGAAGGGGCUUGCUUCUAAAGAUCAUACCACACUUCUACUAAACUGCUAUACCAAAUUGAAAGAUGUUGAAAAGCUGAAUGUAUUUAUUAAGAAUGAGGAUGGUGCUGGAGAGCAUAAAUUUGACGUUGAGACUGCAAUAAGGGUUUGUCGUGCUGCCAAUUACCACGAACAUGCCAUGUAUGUUGCUAGAAGGGAACGAAAGCACGAAUGGUACCUUAAGAUCUUACUUGAAGACCUUGGAAGAUAUGAUGAAGCCUUGCAAUAUAUUGCAAGCCUUGAGCCUAGUCAAGCUGGGGUGACAAUUAAGGAGUAUGGGAAGAUUCUGAUAGCACACAAGCCACGUGAGACAAUUGAUAUUCUUAUGAACCUAUGCACCGAGGAUGGUGAGUCAUUGAAGGAAAGGGCUUCAAAUGGCACAUAUUUAUCUAUGUUACCAUCUCCUGUUGACUUUCUUAAUAUUUUCAUUCAUCACCCACAGUCACUUAUGGAAUUCCUUGAAAAGUAUACUAACAAGGUUAAGGACUCGCCUGCUCAAGUUGAAAUUAACAAUACACUGUUGGAAUUAUACCUGUCAAAUGAUUUGAACUUUCCGUCAAUGUCCCAAAUUAGCAAUGGACGAAAUAUUAGUCUUGUAGAAAGAUCAGGAGCAACAAUGAUGUCAGCUGAGUCCAAUACUAAAGUGAGCUCUGAGAGUACAGACCAUAUGAAGGAUAAAGACCGGCUUGAAAGGCAAGAGAAGGGAUUACGUCUGCUAAAGAGUGCAUGGCCAUCAGAACUGGAAAAUCCCCUCUAUGAUGUUGAUCUUGUUAUUAUUUUGUGUGAAAUGAAUGCAUUUAGGGAAGGACUUAUGUAUUUAUAUGAAAAGAUGAAACUUUAUAAAGAGGUUAUAGCUUGCUAUAUGCAAACUCAUGACCAUGAGGGUUUGAUUGCUUGCUGUAAAAGAUUGGGCGAUUCAGGAAAGGGAGGUGACCCUUCCCUAUGGGCAGAUCUUUUGAAGUAUUUUGGCGAACUUGGAGAAGAUUGUUCCAAAGAAGUGAAGGAAGUUUUGACCUAUAUUGAAAGGGAUGAUAUCUUGCCUCCCAUUAUAGUUAUUCAGACGCUGUCAAGAAAUCCAUGCCUCACACUUUCUGUCAUCAAGGACUAUAUUGCAAGAAAGCUCGAACAGGAAUCCAAGAUGAUUGAAGAGGAUAGACGGGCAAUUGAAAAGUAUCAGGAAGACACAUUGGCAAUGAGAAAAGAAAUUGAAGAUCUCAGGACAAAUGCAAGAAUUUUUCAGCUCAGCAAGUGCACUGCGUGCACGUUCACUCUUGAUCUCCCAGCUGUACACUUCAUGUGUAUGCAUUCAUUCCAUCAGCGGUGUUUGGGGGAUAAUGAAAAAGAAUGCCCAGAGUGUGCUCCAGAAUACAGAAAAGUUAUAGAGAUGAAGAGAAGCUUGGAGCAGAAUAAGGAUCAGGACCAGUUCUUCCAGCAAGUGAAGAGUUCAAAAGACGGUUUUUCUGUGAUUGCCCAGUACUUCGGUAAGGGAAUCAUUAGCAAAACUAGUAAUGGAACUAUGAAUGUUACAAACCCAGAGAAUCCUUCUUCGACAAAUGGUUUUUAAUGAUGGUUAGAGAAGGUGCUCGUUUGUAGGACUCCAGUUCAUUUCCCUCCUGUUCUUGAGUUCCUAUCCAUAUGAAGAGGGAGUCUUGUAAACAACCCUAUUGGACUAGCUCUCAAUAGCGAGAUGAUAAAUGGUUUGUUGGGAGGAACUUCAUUACGUUGGUUUCUGGUUUGUUGACAUUGGCUGCAUGUUCCAGUCUCACCCAAGUUGGAACGUUGUACUAGAAAGGCUUUUUAUGUGUCUUCUUUAUGCAAAAUGAGUUAAGCAAUUAGAUUGUAUUCGUUUGUCAAGAUCAUUUUUUGUGUCCAUCCCAUUCCCUCUAGGCUGAAACUGACGCUCUAAAGCUGAAAGUAGUCUCUGCUUCCCUGUUCUUGUAAUUCACUUUUUGCUCUGACAUCUUGCUGUGAACUUUAUAGCCAGACUCAGCUCGGCAGAUGCAAAGAACACUCUUCGAUGGUCGCCUCUUAUUACUGGCGCUGUUCAGCUGGAGAGUUUGAUAUGUGUGUUAAGAAUAGAUGCUGGAGUUGAAGAAGACAUGGCAUGGUUGGAAGAGGACGAUAUACCUCCUUCGGUCUGUCUUAGAAUUUUUUUACUACCGAAUUCAUAUAGUUUGAUUAUUUAACAUGAUGUAGAUUGAAUUGUAUGAUUGUCCAAACCCAUUUGAGGUUAUAGCCUGAAAUUCCUUUGUGGAAUGCAUUAUGCAGUUGUGUUAUAGUUGUCAA
Molecule: messenger RNA, 3809 nt
Organism: Benincasa hispida (wax gourd)
Lineage: Eukaryota; Viridiplantae; Streptophyta; Magnoliopsida; Cucurbitales; Cucurbitaceae
Gene: VPS11
Product: vacuolar protein sorting 11
Biological process (GO): vesicle-mediated transport; organelle fusion; intracellular protein transport
Cellular component (GO): endosome; HOPS complex
Molecular function (GO): protein binding; protein-macromolecule adaptor activity
Source: RefSeq, a predicted model, not a curated record